Messenger RNA from Terrapene triunguis (Three-toed box turtle), 10240 nucleotides. RefSeq names its product inositol 1,4,5-trisphosphate receptor type 1 (gene ITPR1). The record is from RefSeq and is a predicted model, not a curated record. Lineage: Eukaryota; Metazoa; Chordata; Testudines; Emydidae. Gene Ontology annotation, biological process: calcium ion transmembrane transport. Gene Ontology annotation, molecular function: inositol 1,4,5-trisphosphate-gated calcium channel activity; inositol 1,4,5 trisphosphate binding. The transcript is spliced from 60 exons. The coding region runs from base 10 to 8268 and encodes 2752 amino acids. Gene Ontology annotation, cellular component: endoplasmic reticulum; membrane.
AAGCCGGAAAUGUCUGACAAGAUGUCAAGCUUCCUUCAUAUUGGAGACAUUUGCUCUCUAUAUGCAGAGGGCUCAACGAAUGGAUUUAUCAGCACCUUGGGCCUUGUGGACGAUAGAUGUGUUGUGCAGCCGGAAGCAGGUGAUCUUAAUAACCCACCCAAAAAAUUCAGAGAUUGCCUGUUUAAGCUAUGCCCUAUGAACCGGUACUCUGCGCAGAAGCAGUUCUGGAAAGCAGCAAAACCAGGAGCUAACAGCACUACAGAUGCAGUGCUACUCAAUAAACUACAUCAUGCAGCAGAUUUGGAGAAGAAACAGAAUGAGACUGAAAACAGGAAACUGCUGGGAACGGUUAUCCAGUAUGGCAAUGUUAUCCAGCUGCUGCACUUAAAAAGUAACAAAUACUUGACAGUAAAUAAGAGGCUUCCAGCUCUGCUAGAGAAGAAUGCUAUGAGGGUGACCCUGGAUGAAGCUGGAAACGAGGGUUCCUGGUUCUAUAUACAGCCUUUCUACAAAUUGCGUUCCAUAGGAGACAGUGUUGUCAUUGGAGACAAGGUGGUCCUGAAUCCUGUUAAUGCUGGCCAGCCCCUUCAUGCCAGUAGUCACCAACUGGUUGAUAAUCCUGGGUGCAAUGAGGUCAACUCGGUGAACUGCAACACAAGCUGGAAAAUAGUCCUUUUCAUGAAAUGGAGCGAUAACAAAGAUGAUAUUUUAAAAGGGGGAGAUGUGGUACGGUUGUUUCAUGCGGAGCAGGAGAAGUUUCUGACUUGCGAUGAGCACAGAAAGAAGCAGCAUGUCUUCCUGAGAACUACGGGGAGACAGUCGGCCACUUCUGCAACUAGUUCAAAAGCACUGUGGGAAGUCGAGGUGGUGCAACAUGACCCUUGUCGAGGUGGUGCAGGAUAUUGGAAUAGCCUUUUCCGGUUCAAACAUCUUGCUACUGGACACUACUUAGCAGCAGAGGUAAACCCUGACUAUGAGGAAGAUGGCCAGGAGUGUCAAUCCUCAACAGAUCCUGACCAGGAUGCAUCCAGAAGAGGGUUGCAUAAUGCUCAGGAGAAGAUGGCUUACUCUUUGGUGUCCGUACCUGAAGGAAACGAUAUCUCCUCUAUCUUUGAGCUGGACCCCACCACUUUGCGAGGCGGAGAUAGCCUUGUCCCGAGGAACUCCUAUGUCAGGCUUAGACACCUGUGUACUAACACCUGGGUUCAUAGCACCAAUAUCCCAAUUGAUAAAGAAGAAGAGAAACCUGUGAUGCUUAAAAUUGGUACCUCUCCAGUAAAAGAGGACAAAGAAGCUUUUGCUAUAGUACCAGUUUCUCCUGCAGAAGUUCGGGACUUGGACUUUGCCAACGAUGCAAGCAAGGUGUUGGGUUCCAUUGCUGGCAAGUUGGAAAAGGGAACGAUCACCCAGAACGAAAGAAGGUCUGUUACCAAGCUGCUGGAGGAUUUGGUUUAUUUUGUUACCGGUGGAACUAAUUCUGGGCAAGAUGUGCUUGAAGUGGUAUUUUCUAAACCAAAUCGUGAGCGGCAAAAGCUGAUGAGAGAGCAAAAUAUCCUAAAGCAGAUUUUCAAGCUGUUACAAGCACCAUUUACAGACUGUGGAGAUGGGCCGAUGUUGAGGCUGGAGGAACUUGGGGACCAGCGUCAUGCUCCUUUCAGACACAUUUGCAGGCUCUGCUACAGGGUGCUGAGGCACUCGCAGCAAGAUUACAGAAAGAAUCAGGAAUACAUAGCCAAGCAGUUCGGCUUCAUGCAGAAACAAAUUGGUUAUGACGUUUUGGCGGAAGAUACUAUUACAGCGUUGCUUCAUAACAAUCGCAAACUGCUGGAGAAGCACAUUACGGCUGCUGAGAUUGAUACUUUUGUUAGUCUUGUGAGGAAAAACAGGGAGCCCAGGUUUUUGGAUUAUCUCUCAGAUUUGUGUGUUUCCAUGAACAAGUCUAUUCCGGUGACACAGGAACUGAUUUGUAAAGCUGUGUUGAAUCCAGCCAAUGCAGACAUACUCAUUGAGACGAAGUUGGUUCUUUCUCGGUUUGAGUUUGAAGAGGUAUCAAGUGGAGAAAACACCUUGGAGGUUGGAGAAGAUGAGGAAGAAGUUUGGCUAUUCUGGCGAGACAGCAACAAGGAAAUCCGCAGUAAGAGUGUCAGAGAGUUGGCUCAGGAUGCUAAGGAAGGGCAGAAGGAAGAUCGGGAUAUACUCAGCUAUUACAGAUACCAGCUUAAUCUUUUUGCUAGAAUGUGCCUGGAUCGACAGUACUUGGCCAUAAAUGAAAUAUCUGGCCAGUUGGAUGUGGAUCUCAUUCUUCGUUGUAUGUCUGACGAAAACCUACCAUAUGAUCUGAGAGCAUCGUUCUGCCGGCUGAUGCUGCAUAUGCAUGUUGACCGUGAUCCCCAAGAACAAGUAACGCCAGUGAAGUAUGCUCGUCUGUGGUCUGAGAUACCUUCUGAAAUUGCUAUUGAUGACUAUGACAGCAGUGGAACUUCCAAAGAUGAAAUUAAGGAGAGAUUUGCACAAACCAUGGAAUUUGUGGAGGAGUAUUUAAGAGAUGUGGUGUGUCAGAGGUUCCCUUUCUCUGAUAAAGAGAAAAACAAACUCACUUUUGAGGUUGUGAACUUAGCCAGAAACCUGAUAUAUUUUGGUUUCUACAACUUCUGUGACCUCCUAAGACUAACCAAAAUCCUCCUGGCUAUAUUAGACUGCGUGCAUAUUGCUACUAUCUUCCCCAUUACCAAAAUGGCAAAAGGAGAAGAAAGUAAAGGGAGCAAUGUGAUGAGAUCAAUUCAUGGGGUUGGUGAGCUGAUGACCCAGGUUGUACUCAGAGGUGGUGGAUUCUUGCCCCUUACUCCACUUGCUACUGCUCCUGAGGGUAAUGUCAAACAGAGUGAACCAGAGAAAGAAGAUAUCCUGGUAAUGGACACCAAGCUGAAAAUCAUCGAAAUACUUCAGUUUAUUUUGAAUGUGAGGUUGGAUUACAGAAUCUCGUGCCUACUGUGUAUAUUUAAAUGCGAGUUCGAUGAAAGCAAUGCACAGACCUGUGAAUCACCUACUGGAAGCAGUAACCAAGAGGCCCCAACUAAUGUACCAGGAGCCCUAGACUUUGAACAUAUUGAAGAACAAGCUGAAGGGAUCUUUGGCGGAAGUGACGAGAACACCCCAUUAGAUUUGGAUGAUCAUGGCGGCAGGACUUUCCUUAGAGUUUUGCUCCACUUAACCAUGCACGAUUACCCUCCACUAGUAUCUGGGGCACUUCAGCUACUCUUCAGGCAUUUUAGUCAGAGACAAGAAGUUCUUCAAGCAUUUAAACAGGUUCAACUGCUUGUUACCAGCCAAGAUGUUGACAACUAUAAGCAGAUAAAACAAGAUUUGGACCAAUUGAGGUCUAUUGUGGAAAAAUCAGAACUUUGGGUUUACAAAGGCCAGGGUCCUGAUGAGACUAUGGAUGGAGCACCAGGUGAAAACGAACAUAAGAAAAAGGAGGAAGGCCACAGCAAGUCUCAAAAACAUGAAAGUACUAGCAGCUAUAAUUACCGAGUGGUGAAGGAGAUUUUGCUUCGGCUUAGCAAACUCUGUGUUCAGGAAAGUGCUUCGGUCAGGAAAAGCCGGAAACAGCAGCAGAGAUUGCUGCGGAACAUGGGAGCUCACACGGUGGUUUUGGAGCUGCUGCAGAUUCCAUAUGAGAAGGCAGAAGAUACAAGGAUGCAGGAGAUAAUGAAACUUGCACAUGCGUUUUUACAGAAUUUCUGUGCUGGGAACCAACAGAACCAAGCAUUGCUGCACAAGCAUAUAAACCUGUUCCUUAACCCAGGGAUCCUGGAGGCAGUAACAAUGCAACAUAUUUUCAUGAACAAUUUCCAGCUUUGCAGUGAGAUUAAUGAGCGAGUCGUUCAGCACUUUGUCCACUGUAUUGAAACUCAUGGCAGAAAUGUCCAGUACAUAAAGUUCCUGCAGACAAUUGUGAAGGCGGAAGGAAAGUUCAUUAAGAAGUGCCAAGAUAUGGUUAUGGCUGAGCUAGUCAAUGCGGGAGAAGACGUCCUUGUGUUCUACAACGACAGAGCAUCUUUCCAGACCUUGGUUCAAAUGAUGAGAUCGGAGCGGGACAGGAUGGAUGAAAACAGCCCUCUGAUGUACCAUAUCCAUUUAGUAGAACUGCUUGCUGUAUGCACAGAGGGCAAAAAUGUCUACACAGAAAUCAAGUGCAACUCCCUCCUCCCAUUAGAUGACAUAGUUAGAGUAGUAACUCAUGAGGAUUGCAUACCUGAGGUUAAAAUUGCCUAUAUCAACUUCCUAAAUCAUUGCUAUGUGGACACAGAAGUGGAAAUGAAAGAGAUUUACACCAGUAAUCACAUGUGGAAACUGUUUGAGAACUUCCUGGUUGACAUCUGUCGGACAUGUAACAACACCAGUGACCGAAAGCACGCUGACUCCAUCCUGGAGAAAUAUGUCACAGAAAUCGUGAUGAGUAUAGUCACCACCUUCUUCAGCUCCCCAUUCUCUGAUCAGAGCACCACUCUGCAGACUCGCCAGCCUGUCUUUGUACAACUGUUGCAAGGAGUGUUCAGGGUAUACCACUGCAACUGGCUAAUGCCAAGCCAAAAAGCGUCGGUGGAGAGCUGCAUUAGGGUGCUCUCUGAUGUAGCGAAAAGUCGAGCAAUUGCAAUACCUGUGGAUUUGGACAGCCAGGUCAACAACCUCUUCCUAAAAUCACACAACAUAGUACAGAAAACUGCAAUGAACUGGAGAAUGACUGCAAGGAAUGCUGCCCGUAGAGACUCAGUGCUAGCUGCUUCCAGAGACUAUCGAAACAUCAUUGAAAGAUUGCAGGAUAUAGUAUCCGCAUUGGAAGAUCGCUUACGCCCCCUAGUGCAGGCUGAAUUGUCAGUGCUGGUAGAUGUUCUUCAUAGGCCAGAGCUGCUCUUCCCAGAGAACACAGAUGCAAGGAGAAAAUGUGAAAGUGGAGGCUUCAUUUGCAAGUUAAUAAAACACACUAAACAGCUGCUGGAGGAGAAUGAGGAGAAACUAUGUAUUAAAGUAUUACAGACACUCAGGGAAAUGAUGACCAAAGAUAGAGGCUAUGGAGAGAAGUUGAUCACCAUUGAUGAAUUGGAUAAUGCUGAGCUGCCGCAACCUCCAGAAACGGAAAGCUCUGUAGAGGAGCUUGAUCAAAGUCUACUACAGAGGCAGCUGGAAGAUCAUAAAAGGGGUGAAGCACUCAGGCAAGUGUUGGUCAACCGUUACUAUGGCAACGUCAGACCUGCAGGAAGAAGAGAGAGCCUUACAAGCUUUGGCAAUGGCCCGUUGUCUCCUGGAGGCAUUUGCAAAGCUGGGGGAGGAGGAGGGAGCUCCGGAUCCAGUUCAAUGAGUCGAGGUGAAAUGAGUUUGGCCGAUGUCCAGUGUCAUUUGGAUAAGGAAGGUGCAUCCAACCUCGUCAUAGACCUCAUCAUGAAUGCCACCAGUGAUAGAGUUUUUCAUGAAAGUAUUCUGCUAGCCAUUGCCCUUCUGGAAGGUGGCAACACUACUAUACAGCAUUCGUUCUUCUGCCGACUAACAGAAGAUAAGAAAUCUGAAAAGUUCUUUAAGGUUUUCUAUGACCGCAUGAAGGUGGCACAACAAGAAAUCAAGGCUACAGUCACAGUAAACACCAGUGACUUGGGAAAUAAAAAGAAAGAUGAGGACUCAGACAGAGAUGCACCAGUUAGGAAAAGAGUGAAAGAGCCCACAACACAAAUUACAGAGGAAGUCCGGGAUCAGUUGCUAGAGGCCUCUGCUGCUACAAGAAAGGCUUAUAAUACAUACAGGAGGGAAGCUGAUCCUGAUGACCAUUAUUCAGCUGCAGAUGGACCACAGUCUGCACCAGACAAGAACAAAGAUGACUUGGAGAUGAGUGCUGUGAUUACAAUAAUGCAGCCCAUUCUCCGUUUCUUACAGCUACUCUGUGAAAACCACAACCGGGAUCUACAGAACUUCCUACGCUGUCAAAACAACAAAACUAACUAUAACUUGGUGUGUGAGACACUGCAGUUUCUGGACUGUAUCUGUGGAAGCACGACUGGAGGACUUGGGCUUCUUGGUCUGUAUAUAAAUGAGAAAAACGUAGCACUGAUCAACCAGACACUGGAAAGUUUGACCGAGUACUGUCAGGGACCGUGCCACGAAAACCAGAACUGCAUUGCUACACAUGAAUCCAACGGUAUUGAUAUCAUCACAGCAUUAAUUCUCAAUGACAUCAACCCUUUGGGGAAAAAGAGGAUGGACCUUGUAUUAGAACUGAAGAACAAUGCCUCCAAAUUACUGUUGGCAAUCAUGGAGAGCAGGCAUGACAGCGAGAACGCGGAGAGAAUACUUUACAAUAUGAGACCAAAAGAACUGGUGGAAGUGAUAAAGAAGGCAUAUAUGCAAGGUGAGGUAGAAUUUGAGGAUGGAGAGAAUGGUGAAGAUCUUGCAGCAUCUCCUAGGAACGUGGGGCACAACAUUUACAUACUAGCUCAUCAGUUGGCUCGUCAUAACAAAGAGCUGCAGAACAUGCUGAAGCCUGGAGGUCAGAUAGAAGGAGAUGAAGCUCUGGAGUUCUAUGCCAAGCACACAGCACAGAUUGAGAUUGUUAGAUUGGACCGUACAAUGGAGCAAAUAGUCUUCCCUGUGCCAAGUAUAUGCGAAUUCCUCACCAAGGAAUCUAAACUACGGAUAUACUACACCACAGAAAGAGAUGAACAAGGCAGUAAGAUCAAUGAUUUUUUCUUGAGAUCAGAAGACCUCUUCAAUGAAAUGAACUGGCAAAAGAAAUUGAGAGCUCAACCUGUAUUGUACUGGUGCUCUCGCAACAUGUCCUUCUGGAGCAGUAUUUCGUUUAACCUUGCGGUCCUUAUGAAUCUACUCGUAGCAUUUUUCUAUCCAUUCAAAGGAGUCCGAGGAGGUACACUAGAGCCCCACUUGUCGGGCUUACUCUGGACAGCUAUGCUGAUAUCUUUGGCCAUAGUUAUAGCUCUUCCUAAGCCCCAUGGUAUCCGAGCUUUAAUAGCUUCUACGAUAUUACGACUAAUAUUUUCAGUGGGUUUGCAGCCUACUUUAUUUCUUCUGGGUGCAUUCAAUGUUUGUAAUAAAAUAAUUUUCCUGAUGAGUUUUGUGGGUAACUGUGGAACAUUCACUAGAGGAUACAAGGCAAUGAUCCUGGACGUGGAAUUCCUUUAUCAUCUGCUAUACCUUCUUAUUUGUGCUAUGGGGCUCUUCGUACAUGAAUUUUUCUAUAGUUUGUUGCUUUUUGACUUGGUGUACAGAGAAGAGACCUUGCUGAAUGUCAUUAAAAGUGUCACUCGCAAUGGACGUUCCAUCAUCCUGACUGCUGUUCUUGCUCUUAUCUUGGUUUACCUGUUCUCGAUAGUGGGGUACCUGUUCUUCAAAGAUGACUUUAUCCUGGAAGUAGAUAAGCUGCCUAAUGAAACGUUAUUGCCAGACCAUACAGAAGCUGGUGAUACCAUGACUGGGGAGUUCCUGUAUUCAGAUGUAUGUAGAGCAGGCAAUGGGGAAAACUGUUCUUCAGUCAUUCCUUCAGAAGAGCUGAUAUCUAAAGAAGAAAUUGAGGAAGAGGAUAAAGAGCAUACGUGCGAGACACUGCUGAUGUGCAUUGUUACUGUAUUGAGUCAUGGGCUCAGGAGUGGGGGUGGAGUAGGAGAUGUGCUCAGGAAACCAUCCAAAGAGGAACCACUCUUUGCUGCUAGAGUGAUAUACGAUCUCCUGUUCUUCUUCAUGGUGAUCAUUAUUGUCCUUAAUCUGAUUUUUGGUGUUAUUAUUGACACUUUUGCUGAUUUAAGGAGUGAAAAGCAGAAGAAAGAAGAAAUUUUAAAAACAACUUGCUUUAUUUGUGGUUUGGAAAGAGACAAGUUUGAUAACAAGACAGUCACGUUUGAAGAGCAUAUUAAAGAAGAGCACAAUAUGUGGCACUACUUGUGCUUUAUCGUGUUAGUAAAAGUAAAAGAUUCAACAGAGUAUACUGGACCAGAAAGUUACGUGGCAGAAAUGAUCAAGGAAAGAAACCUUGAUUGGUUCCCUAGAAUGCGUGCCAUGUCCCUUGUAAGCAGCGAUUCUGAAGGAGAACAGAAUGAACUCAGGAACUUGCAGGAAAAGCUAGAAUCUACCAUGAAGCUGGUCACCAACCUCUCUGGCCAGCUGUCAGAGCUUAAAGAUCAGAUGACAGAACAGAGGAAGCAGAAACAGCGUAUUGGUCUCCUAGGACAUCCUCCUCCCGUGAAUGUGAACCCACAGCAACCAGCAUAAAUCAAAAGGGUCGCAGAUCCCUCUCAAAACACCAUGAAUAAGGCUAAACAAGAGUUCAGAUUCAACCACUAAGGCUGCUUCUAUGUAUGAUUAGUUCAUUUUGUAAAUACCCUGUUUUUAUAUGUAUGUAUAUGACUGCUACUAUAAAAAUCUGGGCAUAUGUAUUGUAAUUAGAUCUUGUUGGCAUGUGAUGGGGGUAAUACUUGUGCCAAAAGUAUGAAAAUUGCCUUUUAUUGGAAGGACCAUAGAGACCCCUUGAAUUGCACUUGAAAAGGAUUGACUAAAGUAUGUGACUUGUAUUUUGUAUUUAAAAACGAGAAUAGCUAGUAUUUAUGUUUUUAUACAAUUGUGCAAUAUUAAAUAUGCAAUCACAAUAUACUGGUAACUCCUGAACAUCCUAAAGGGAGUGCACAUCUUUGAAUCUGGUGUGUUAGUACAAUGUAAUAAAUAGUUUAAAAUUACAGGUGUAAAUGAGGGUGCUGCCAAACUGUAUUCCUGGUGUUUCAUACCCCUGGGCAUUUUUGUACCAUGCAUGUAAAUAUCCUGAAAUGCCAUAUCUGGCUGCCUCUUCCUCCCAGGGAAUCUGAGCUGUUAAAUUGGUAUAAAUUAAAAAAAAAAAUUUUUUUUGGUUCUUAAAUAUUCUUUGGAAGCCUCCAGAUUAUGAGGGGUGUUUCAAGUGAUUUAUUUCUUAAAUACAGAGGGGCCCAGAAGCUCAAAUGUUAGUUUUCGAACAAUUCAACAAAUUUCUUAAAGGGAACUUUUUAUGCAAAAUUAAGUUUGGGAUGAAAAUACACUGCUGGUAAAUCAGUGUAAUUUCUUAGAGUUUUGUGCCAUACCAUUUAGAAUCCAUAAAUGAUGGUUUCUGAACUUAACAUUCCCCAUGUAGCCUUUUCUUUUUCGGUUUGUUCAUUAGAGACGCACAUUCCCAUCCAGGAGUAUUAACAAACAUGCAUUGCAGCAUUGAAGUAUGAACUAUCCUAUUUUAGGACUUGUAGUUGAGCACUGACAUAGGUAGUACUUAUGAAAGAGCCUCUUGUUUGGGGUUGAGUUUGUGUUUUCCCUCCAUUUGGUCACUUUUGUUCCUGGUAUGAAAAAUCUGAAAGGAAUCUCUUUUUUUAUAUCUGUCACCUAGUUUUGUACAUGGACCUCCUUUUACAAUAGCUAAAAUUCCUCUGCAAUAGUGUCUAAAACAACAGCAGAGUUAUGGAUGGAAAGCUACGAAAGUCUGUAAAUGCAUAAAUAGAAAUAUUUAAAUAAAUCAUGCAGAAUAAUACUGUACGGUUGACAGACUGCUGGUAGUUUGUUCCCUUCCCAUGGAAUUGUAUUAGUUAAACCUGCUAUCCUAAUCCAUGUUCCUUUUAUUAGGCUAACAUUCCUCUACAUGAAAACCACACAAUUGGGUAGCUAGAAUACUUGAAAAGGUAAGAAUGUUCUUAGAAUGCUGAAAUGAGCCAUUGAGGGGGUGAUCUUUUAUUAACAGAGCAAAUAAUUGGCCUUUGACAGUGGAAGCUACAAGUGUUCUAUAAAUCUCUCUAGGGAUGGUUCUCAAGGUUUUAUGAUAGAUGCCUUAGCUCAGAGGCUCUUCAUCAGAGCAAGGAUAGGGAGCCUAUGUCCCAGCAAUUGUUCUGUCCACCCCGUGCAAGCUGAAACCUGCAACAGAGCUUAAAACACACUCCAAACCCAAGCACAGUGCUCUCAAGAGCAAUCACUACAGAUCAGAGUGCACACACUUGACUGGGAGGCAGCAGGAACUAGCUGUGGUACAAUUAAUAGGUUCUCAAUGUCGUAAAAAGAUAGUUGUCUGCAAAGGGUAGGAACCACUGCUCGAAGUCAUAAUGAAAUAUCAUAAUUUGCAAUGAACAGGGGGGAGGGAAUCCUGAUUAAUACCACUGUAACCAGAAAUAUUUUUAUGACUUGAAUUUUUUUUAAUUUCUCAAGUAUACCAACAGCUUCGUUUUACUUUCUGCCCUUC